This is a messenger RNA of Pseudogymnoascus verrucosus, 776 nucleotides long. RefSeq lists its product as uncharacterized. Bases 113 to 385 code for a protein of 90 amino acids. NCBI's taxonomy places the organism in Eukaryota, Fungi, Ascomycota, Leotiomycetes, Thelebolales, Thelebolaceae. The record is from RefSeq and is a predicted model, not a curated record. The transcript is spliced from 2 exons.
CUAAAUUCUGGCGCUGUUUUUUUAGGUGGAGCGAUAAGAGUCCGCAACAACUGCGAACUCCUCACCACCACGACUACUUUGGAGAGAAUUCACUCUUGCCAGUGAACGAACGAUGGCUCAAGGAGAGAUCAAGUCGAAGCUGGGUUCGGCAAAGGGCAAAAAGCCAGGCGUCGACGCAAAGAAGGGUAAGCGCACAAUUGCGCCCAAGCGGAAAGACCUCGUCAAGAAUGCACGAAUGAUCAAGAAACACUCGGGUGGUCUUACGGCCAUGACUGAGAGAACGUUGGGCUCAAAGGCCGGACAUUUGGAGCUCUUGAAGGGCGGGAAGAAGAACAAGGACAUGAAGGCAGACGUGCCCAAGGGAGGGUCGAAGAAGUUUGGCUGAGCAGCUUUUCGGAUUUGGUGUGCGCCAUAUCUGUGGCCAUAUCCCAAUCACCGUCAGAAUGGUAUCACAGAUAAGCCCCAAGAGAGAGGUCAAGAAGACUUGGUGAUGAGAAAGCACAAGGCCCUGAUAAACCGAGGCAUCAAACCAUCCGAAAGACUACAGAGCAACGGGGCUGUUACCGCCGAGAACCUAUGCAUAACGCCCACUGCGAGAGAAUUGCAACCGAAUCGAACAAAAAGUCGGGUCUACACAGCUCUCAGUCAGCUCGAGGGAUUCGGUCCCGGGGUUCUCUGGUGCAAAAUAUAGUAGUUCGCAUCCACAUGGUGACGGAAUUGGUCUCCAUAAUAGCCUACAAUUUGAUCUAUAAUCCUUCAAUGCACACUAUCCCAAG